This is a messenger RNA of Homalodisca vitripennis (glassy-winged sharpshooter), 1868 nucleotides long. Its product is annotated as lysophospholipase-like protein 1. Bases 214 to 993 code for a protein of 259 amino acids. Gene Ontology annotation, cellular component: cytoplasm. The record is from RefSeq and is a predicted model, not a curated record. Lineage: Eukaryota; Metazoa; Arthropoda; Insecta; Hemiptera; Cicadellidae. Gene Ontology annotation, molecular function: palmitoyl-(protein) hydrolase activity; carboxylic ester hydrolase activity. Gene Ontology annotation, biological process: protein depalmitoylation. The transcript has 5 exons.
AAACCCGGCGUAUUCAAUGUAGUGUAAUCUCACUCUGGAAUCGUUUAAGGGUCAUUUAAAUAUAAGGGGAAUGAUUCGAUUGAAUGUUUGAAUUAAUGGCAACCCUGUUUAUUUUGAAGGUGUUGUGUUUUAUAAUCAUAAGCUAUGUCUCGUCAAUCGUCAUGUCACUAAUUUAGUUUCUUAUCACUUGUGAGGUUAAUUACAUUGUUAUUAAUGAGACCUUUUAUAAAUACUUUAGCAGUUAAUAGUUUUAGAUUUGUACUGAAAGCGAGAGGACACAAAAUGUCAUCUGGGAUUUCUGCAAUAGAAGAAAUAAGACCUUUAUCCUCAGAAACUGGUCUUGUUAUUUUUCUCCAUGGUUCAGGUGAUACUGGAAAUGGAGUGAAAGCAUGGGUGGAAAUGUUAAUGGGAGAACGUAUGGCAUUUCCACACUUGAAAAUAAUGUUUCCAACAGCUCCAGUGAGACCAUACACUCCAUUAAAUGGUGAACUCAGCCAUGUCUGGUUCAACCGUUUCGGCAUAAGACCUGAUGUGCCAGAGGACUUACAGACUAUUGAACCGAUGGCAAAAGAAAUCAACAAAUUAAUUGAACAACAAGUAGCCAAUGGCAUACCAUUAAAUAGAAUUAUAUUAGGUGGAUUCUCCAUGGGAGGAGCCAUGGCCUUACAUGUAGGUUACCGUUACAUGCCUGGAUUGGCUGGUGUAUUUACACUUUCGUCUUUCUUGAAUGAGAAAUCUGUAUUGUACGAUGAGCUACAGAAAAAGAAGGACAGUGGAGGCAAAAGUGUGUUGCCGCCAUUGUUCAUGUGUCAUGGAGAGAGAGACGACUUGGUGAGUGUUGGCUGGGGGGAAGAAACACUCAACAGGCUUACGUCACUUGGUGUUACAGCCGAGUUCCAUCGCUUUCCCAAUAUGCUGCACGAGCUCAAGAAGAAAGAGAUGGAAAUGCUUUACAGUUGGGUUAAUGGUUUGUUAAAGAGUGACAAGCUGUAGGGAUCUUCAUGCAAGAAAAGGGCCGAAACGUAGUUAUAGAUUGUGUUUUAAAAUGUAAUUUUUUAUAGAUUGUAAUUUAAAAUAAUACAAUACAGUAAGAGACACCCACAUUCAUUCAAUGAAUUUCACAAACAUUCAAAGUCUAAAAUUAUAGUGGUGUUCAGCUAGUCCACUUAAAAAGGUGUUAGUAAUCAAAAGCUGAAAUAGAUCUAGAUUGUAAUAUUAUUUUUGGUAUGGUUUAAACCUCAGGAGAGAAAAUAUCUAACAAGUUAUAUAUAUAUAUAUAUAUAUAUAUAUAUAUAUUUAAAAAAAUAAAUACUAAAACUCCACUGGUGAUGAAAAACAGAUAGUGAGAAAUUACAUACUCACAUUCAUUACAUAUUAUAAUAUAUUCUUGUAAAGUACAUUUUAUAAUGUAGUAAUCAAAAUGGUCAGGUAAAGAACUUAAAGCUGAUAAGUUCUAUCACUUAAGAGGCACCAAUUGCUAAUAGUCUGUAUGAUUAAAAUUAUUUAACAUUUUCAAUUAUUUUGAGAUGAUUUAAAUUUGUAUCCUAUUGAAUAACUUUUAUUUUUUAUUCAUUACAUUUAAUAUUUCUUGUAAAGUACACUUUAUAAUGUAGUAAUCAAAAUGGUCAGUUAACGAUGUAAAGCUGCUUCUAUUGCUUAAGAGGCACCAAUUGUUAAUAGUCUGUAGGAUUAAAAUUAUAUGACAUCUUCAAUUAUUUUGAGAUGAUGUAAAUUUGUAUUCUAUUGAAUAACUUUAAUAUCUUAUACGCUUGUUAUAAUCAUUGUGUAAAUAUAUGAUUCUUAAUUACUGAAGAAUAUCAAAAAUUGUAAAUAAGCUGUUAGUAAAAUAAAUUAAGUAAAUAAUAUAA